CAUCACUGUUUUUGCGUUCUUCGUCGUCGAUUCUGAUCUCCGAAGUUGCAUUCUUGCCCUCACAAAACCAAGCUCUCCAGCCUGCGCAAAUCCAACAGGUGCAUGAACAAUUACCUUCUACCCAACCUGUGGCGAAUGUGGAUACAUCUGCUCCAAUUACCUUUCCAGCAAUGCCUCGACCAUUGCCUUUCAGUCUUCUCUAUGGGAGCUCAGAAACGGCUGCUGGAAGUUCUGAAAAUAGAGAAGAUGAAAUUCAUGAGGUAAAGGAAACAAUUUCUCAAGCCAUUUCAGAAGAGGAGGAUUUUUGUAUCAUCUGUCUUGAAGAGUAUACUGCAGAGAAUCCUCACAUUGUCCCAAAAUGCGGACAUAAUUUUCAUCUGAAUUGCAUACUUGCUUGGCUGGAGCGAAGUGACCGCUGCCCUGUUUGUGACCAGAUAAUAUUGAGAGAUGAUCUUCUCGGAAUGCAAACCUGAUACGUGUAAAGCGGGCUUUGAGUUUCUUUCAUGUUGGUGCCAGACCGGAUGAAAAGGAAUAGAAACUCUUCU
Messenger RNA from Ananas comosus (pineapple), 545 nucleotides. Its product is annotated as probable E3 ubiquitin-protein ligase RHB1A. Gene Ontology annotation, molecular function: ubiquitin-protein transferase activity. The transcript is spliced from 5 exons. The record is from RefSeq and is a predicted model, not a curated record. The coding region runs from base 171 to 473 and encodes 100 amino acids. NCBI's taxonomy places the organism in Eukaryota, Viridiplantae, Streptophyta, Magnoliopsida, Poales, Bromeliaceae.